AUGAAACCGACCUUCGCUCCACACACACCAGUACCUCAGCCAUCCUAUUCCCAGGCCAGAGAGAAUCUGGUGAAGGCUAUCCCACCCAAACUCCUCUGUCUGCUUGCCUGUGGGGGUCUUGACUGCCGCUAUGAAGGACCAGAGUGCUGGAGACUGAAUCAGCAGGCCAUCAGAGGGGUUUUCUCCUCCUGGGUGACAGAUGACAUUAUUGCCAUGGCACGACCAUCCAACCAUCUGAUUGAAAAGUACAACAUAAUAGAUCAAUUUAAAAGAUUAAACAUCAAGUCUAUUAUCAACAUGCAGCUGCCAGGAGAGCACGCUCACUGUGGACCAGCCCUGGAUUGUCAAAGUGGCUUCACAUACUCGCCACAGAUCUUCAUGGACAGUGACAUUUACUUCUACAACUUUGGGAUGCCAGAUUUCGGUGUGUCCUCCCUGGUUGGUGUUAUUGAUGCAGUGAAAGUUUUGACCUUUGCAGUGAAGGAGGGAAAAGUGGCCGUACACUGCCAUGCAGGCCUGGGCAGGACAGGUGUCCUAAUAGCCUGUUACUUGAUCUACACGCUGCAUAUCAGCCCAAGUGAGGCGGUCCACUUUGUGAGGAUCAAACGUCCACGCUCUAUCCAAACCAGGGCUCAGAUCAGCCAGGUCUUUGACUUUGCACGCCUGACUGGCACACAGCUGGUACAAUACCCAGACCUCAGCCUGCGGCACGGAGCCCCUUUCACCCUGCAGCACUAUUUAAACCGGCAAGCACUGCUGCUGCACGGACAGGAGGCACGCUCACUCAGACACAUACCAAAGGUGAUCUACCUCCUCUGUGUGCGUCUGUCCUGCUUGGCUCUGGGUCUCCCUGCUCCUCCAGAUGUCCACGCUGAGCUGGAUAAAAGGGCAGCACUGAGGUCCCUGGGCAGGUUGGUGAGGGAGACCCUGGCAGCCAAACAGUACCUGCCCCUACUGAGGGAGGGUCAUCAGGGCUCAUGGCUGGACACAGAUUCAGUAUCAUCCUGGGACGAGCCACUGGGGUUCAUAGAGGGUGAGGGAGAGGUGCUGCUGGAUAGACGCAGCUACAGUGACUCUGAUCUCAACAAGAUCACAAACAGUGAGAAUCUGGAGAGGAGUCCAUACUGCACCCCAGCACUCAGAAACCUGAGACUCUGGUGUGUACAAGAUCUAAAAGCUGAUUUAAUCCCCAAAAAGAAAUCCUAUAAACUCGACAUCCCAAUUUCACACAUAGGAACAAGCAUCGACUGCACUGAGAGGUGCACAUGCACAGCUAAAAAACAACUUUAUAAAUCCAUCUCCAUCACCAAGUUGGGCAGAAACUCACAACAUCCAGGCCCAAGCUCUGCUGCCCGUACUGUUGCUAAAGCCAUGGCAGAUCCAGGUCCUGCAGGGGAAACCAUCCUGCAAAGAUCAGCUCUGCUUCAGGAGGAGCUGAACAGCAGUGAGUGUGGCUGGGCUCUGCUGGUCACUGAGUCUGAUCCUCACGUUCUCAGCUGUCUGUUGUGGACCUGGUUGGAAAAAUUAAGGGAGCCAGUUCUGGGUGCAGAGGAUGUGGACAAGUUAAGUCAAGGAGCAAACAACAAGAAGCCCCUCAGUGUGCUCAGGAAGCCCCAGAGACACACUGUCUACUGUCUGCUGAGCUGUGUGAGUACAGUGAGCAGGUUUUGUCCUCACAGAGAGGAAGCACUGUUGUCACGACUGAUGAGGUCGCUAACAAAGCGCCCUCUAGAGGAGAUGGAAAGCCUUGCAUCUUUGAUGGAAGUCCUGAAGUCAAGUUUGAGAGAAACCUGCCACAACUACCAACACCACAGCAGAACCUGCAGCACAGAUGCCACUCUCUGAAGAGCAGCAUGGAAAACAGAAGCAAUUCUCCCUGUUUAUGAUAUUUAAUCCAAUGGGAUUGAUUUUAGGAAAAAAUAGCCAAAACCAACUCUUCUUACUACUUUCUACCUGUGG
Molecule: messenger RNA, 1959 nt
Organism: Cheilinus undulatus (humphead wrasse)
Lineage: Eukaryota; Metazoa; Chordata; Actinopteri; Labriformes; Labridae
Exons: 12
Coding region: 1-1845 (614 amino acids)
Biological process (GO): cilium assembly; protein dephosphorylation
Molecular function (GO): protein tyrosine/serine/threonine phosphatase activity
Source: RefSeq, a predicted model, not a curated record